CCCUCCCUCUUCCCUUCGGUGCGUCUCGGUCCGCCCGCAGCAGUGUCCUUCCCGGCGAGGUUUCACUACAGAGAUGGCUGCGAAAGUGUGCAGAUCAGUACUCCUGUUGUCCCGGAGCAGCGGAGCGGUGGCCGGCAGCCUCCCCGCACUUGUUGUCUCUUCACAGCGACAUCAUCAGCACAUAAGACCGCAGGAGGUACUGUCUGCUCCUUUCACCCGUCAGACUGUCAGGAGAGCACAUGGCCUACGGUCAGCAGCCCACUCCACACUCUUCACUCAGCCUCCCACUGCCCUGUCUUCACAGGUUUGGAGGGGCGCCCCCUCAUGGCAUGGCCAGAGACUGUUGUGUUCCUCGGCUGCUCCACAAGAGGUGACAGUGGCGUAUCAGAACGGACUGCCGGUGAUCUCAGUCAGUUUGCCAUCCAGGCGAGAGCGCUGUCAGUUCACCCUCAAGCCUCUCAGCGACUGUGUAGGAGUUUUCCUGCAACAGCUCCAGGCAGAGGACAGAGGCAUUGACCGGGUAGCCAUCUACUCCACGGAUGGAGCGAGGGUGGCCUCCUCCACAGGCAUAGACAUCUUGCUGCUGGAUGAUUUCAAGCUUGUCAUUAAUGACACCACACACCUCGUCCGGCCACCAAGGAGAGAGCUGCUCCCCCAUGAGGAGGCAGAAAGGCUGAAUGAUGUCAAGUUUCUGGUGCAGCAACUCUACACCACCCUGCGCAUCGAGGAACACCAACUCGGCAAAGAACGUGAGCUGAUUGGACGACUGGAGGACCUCAACUCUCAACUCCGCCCCUUGGAAAAGGUGAGGGAGGAGUUGAGUAAGAAGGCAGAGCGGCGUACCACCUGGGUGCUGUGGGGCGGCAUGGCGUACAUGGCCACCCAGUUUGGCAUCCUGGCCAGGCUCACCUGGUGGGAGUAUUCCUGGGAUAUCAUGGAGCCUGUCACCUACUUUAUCACUUAUGGCACAGCCAUGGCCAUGUACGCCUACUUCGUGCUUACACGGCAGGAGUAUGUUUACCCCGACGCUAGAGACAGACAGUAUCUGCUGUUCUUCCACAAGGGGGUGAAAAGGACACGCUUCGACAUUGAGAAGUACAACAAGCUGAAGGAUGAUAUCGCUGAGGUGGAGUUGGAUCUGAAGCGUCUUCGGGACCCGCUCCAGCUCCAGCUCCCAGUUCAGCAGCUCACCGCCAGUAAAAAUUGAUGGGAAGAGUGACUCCCUCCCCUCUCAGCUCCUACAACCUCCUUUUCCGUCUUCCCUCCUGCCAUCCAACACCCUUCUCCCUCCCCCUUUUACCCCUAACUAUUUCCCUAGACUCCUCCCUCCCCUGUCCCUGCCCCAUCCCUCCCACACCAAAUAAUCCCAUCCCUUUUUUGACUGUGGGAGUUAGUUUUUUCUGGGUUUUUUUCUUUUUUUCUUUUUACUUUCCUGACUGAAAACUCCAGUUGGAAUUGCAAGUGAAAACCGCUAAAAGACGAAGACGAUGGUGAUGGUGAGAAUACCGGGAACUAAAAAACUCUCACAGCCGAAGGAUGGUGAGGAUGAUGAAAAGGACAGUGAUGAUGAUGGAAUGAAACUGGGCACUAUGGAUAUGCCUCAAGUCUUCGGAGGGACAGCCUGCAGGGAACUCCAGGGGGCAAACAGGAAUUAUCACAACUCUAGACACUCCAGAACAGAGGACAUGCAGAGGGGCAGUGUGUGUGUGUGUGUGUGUGUGUGUGUGUGUGUGUGUCUGUCUGUGUGUCUGUGUGUCUGUCUGUCUGUCUGUCUCUGUCUGUGUGUGUGUGUGUGUGUGUGUGUGUGGGACUUUCAGGGCACACUGGGACACCGACCCUGCCCACUCUGCGGGUCGACACAGCAGUGUAGUCCUGCUUCUUCUAGCAGUCAAACUGUCAACACACACACCUACUCUUGGUUGGGGCAGACUCCAGGGAGAGUUUCUAUCCCACACGUUAAAGUUUACAAGGAAGUCCUGACAGUCGCACCAUCAGGGGGACCUUCGUCUUCCUGUGGCUGAACUCUGCUGCCUCUCCCUUCCUGGGCCACGCCUUCUCCAGGUGACGGACAGCUGUCCCUCCCAGUGUGACCUUUGUCAGGAACCUGUCUCGACUCGCAGGAUAUAGGCAUGACGAUGCUUCGUUUCCUCUUCCUGUUGAUGUCCUGUAGCGGCCCGGUCUGUCUGCGCAAGUAUGAGAGUACAACCGACAACAACAUCACUGUGUGUUCUUUUAUUCCAAAAAAAAUAUUUUGGCACUUUUUAUUUUGAAAGCCAUAGUAUAUUUGUUAUGAAAAGAAUAUAAAUAUAUAUAUGUAUACAAUCAAAUAAACAGAUGACCAGAGGCUAGUUUUUGUCAGUGGGGGGAGGAACUCUCUUAUAAACAUCAUUUCAUCAGAAACUCAUUUACAUCCUCUGAAGAUCUCCUGAAAUGAAGAAACCCUCCCCCCACCCCAACAGUCCAACGCACACGUUGUCACAUACGCACACACACAAAGAGCAUUAUACUGUAUGCAUUUACUACCUUGGACUAACUAUUUCAUAUCUUUUCAUGAUAAACACACACAGUAUAGUUCACGGUAACUACGUCCAGGUUGGACGUAAGGCUCCUGUGCAUGGCCAACAAAGGCGGGGGGGAAAUGUUGAAGCCAAAUCGGGGUGAAAAUGGCUUUGAUUGGAAUCGAUUGUUUUUGAGCAAAACAGAAUAUCGACGUGGAUAAUGCCAUGCUUGGCCUCUAUGAUAAUUUCAUGAAUACAGAGAUAGCUGCGGAAAUGUUUAACAUAAUGAAGGAACAUUGCCUCAGACAAACCUACAGGCAUGUUACAGUUUAAUAUAUCUGAUGAACUGAAUGGCUUUAAAAAAGAAAAGUAAAGCCGCAGUAUACAGGAGCAGCAGAAUUUGAGUAAAUUGCCUGUAGUUUAAUAUCCCUAUAUCCCAAUAUAUUUGUUUCCUUUUCCAAUUGAAAGCACUGUUGUUGGAGGUGUAAAAUGACCAUUUUCAAUGACCUGGCCUUAUGCUUAGCAGCAUGUGAUGUGCAUUUCAGUGUCUGAUUUUUUUUAGAAUUCUUCCUCAUGAAGCUUUUAGACAAAAUAAGAAAAGGCUACAUCUAAAAAAAAAAAAAAAAAAGAAGUGUCAUGGCAUCAAUUCACAGAGGCUUUUUUCAUCCUGAAAUAAAGGCAGAGUUUUCUCCUCCCACUGUUGCUGUAAUGCCCCCCUGCUCCCUCGAUGGCAAGGCAGGGUAGACUGCAUGCUGUGGUAUGCCCUCAGUAGAAAUUUGUGAAUGUGUAGGAGCAUUAUUGCAAUUUUGUACUUAAUUGGACACUUUUCUUUGCCGCAUCUAGCUGAAGUCUCUCAUCCCCCCGAUUGGUUAAAUCAAAGGUUAUAGAAGCCAUAUGUUUUUGUUGUCCAUUUUUUUGGGAUAGUCACUGAAUAAACCUUUGUCAGCUUCACUUAGUUUUCUGUUCAGGGUGAGGAUUGGUGGCCCUUUCUCCGGCCCCAGUUACGUCUCAAAAGCCAGUUAUUUUCACUCUGAACUGCUGUAGAGCACCUCUGCAGAGGGGAAGCACAAUGACAUGACAUCCCUGCACAUCUAAUUCAAGAUCAUCUCCUGCUUGUGUGUCUCGUGUGGACAGUUGGCUGAAUCCUACUGAAGAGAUCCUUGUGUUUAACUGCAGAUUUUCUAUUAAAAUGCAUGAUUUUAGGUCAAAUCAAAAGUUAGCCCUGCAGAUCUCAAGGCAGGAUUUGGUCUAAUCUGUUACUGUGUGUGUGUUGUAUCUCCAAGGGAAAUGGUGCCUUUUGGAUGAUUGAUGAUGUUAACAGUAAAGACAAUGUAGCAAUUUGGUAAACAGCAAUGAUGAGGUCAUUGUGAAAGUUAAUCUCUUAUUUGGAAUGACACCUUCACAUAAAGGAGGGUUAAAUUUGAAUGUGGUGGGAAUUAAUCUUGCUGUGUGCCUGUGAACACAUGUGUUGACAAGUGUGAGUGCGCUGGGGGAAAAGUUCAGAUCACCAUAUUCAUGAAACCUUUGACCCUAAUCACUGCCUUGUCAAUAGCGGUAAAAAAUAAAUUCCGCCCACAUCCCACUUCAUAGCAGUCAUUAGCUUUAAACUUGUUUUUCCUGAAUAGGCCAAUUUACACACAGAAUGACACACACACACACACACACACACACACACACACACACACACACACACACACACACACACAGUGACGACGGUGUUUCCUUGGAGAUGUACUGUGGGAGGUGAGAUAGUUGAGGCCUCUGUCUGCAGUCCAAUCCUCCCCUCUGCUGUUUCUACACUUCUCUCCAUCAUCACCUCCUCCUUUUUAUCAUGCCAUCCACCGUUUAUUGCCUUUGUUCUUUUCCUAGUUUAUUUUUUAAAAGCAAAAAUAUAUCAAAUAUGGGGAAACUUUAUUAUAAAGAGGGUGUUGCAUGAAUGUAUGUUUACAUGAGAAAUUAUGUGAAAAUAAAAAAGAUGAUUUAUCAAAAAAAAAAACCUGCAAAGAUAAUUUAAGAACGUUGUUUGUAGAGAUUCCUAGUUAUAAAGGGGCAGUGGACAGGGCUGCUUCUUUAGAAUCUGCCCUGCCAAAUCUGACUUAAAUCCCAGCCAACCAACUGCUCAAACCCCAUCAAAACCCCACUCCCAUCUUCACCUUACCCUCAGUGUGCAUCUAUACUCCCCAAUAAAUGGAAAAACAACCUCCAUCCUCAGUGCACCUAUAAAAGAGGAGACCUCUUGACCUCAGUUACUAACGUCCUGGAUUUGAGUCCAAAGGAAAAGUGUCAGGCGUACUCUGUUAGCUUAUCGGGGAACACCUCCCAUUCUCGUCCCUCUCUCCUGUCAUUUUCAUCCUGCCUCAGCCUUUUUUCUCCAAAAUCACAUUAUUAUUCUGUUUUGAAUGUGUGUUAUGUUUUGAGUACCUAGUUUGUGUGCAUUUACAAUGCCUGACGAGUGAAGCAGAAUAUAGGAUUGAAAUGAUCUUGUUCUCCAUUCUGACCUCUUAUUUUAUUUACUUUUUUUUCCUUCUGUUGACAUAUGAUGCUGUAAUGUUGGCAAAAAAGAAAAUGUAAAAUCCUGUAUCAUUUAUGAAAUAUGUAUAAAAGAGAUAUGUAAUUCAAUUAUCAAUAAAAUCCUUAUCCAGUUUUUGGAA
Messenger RNA from Siniperca chuatsi (mandarin fish), 5149 nucleotides. It is a transcript of the gene mcu, whose product is annotated as mitochondrial calcium uniporter. The record is from RefSeq and is a predicted model, not a curated record. Gene Ontology annotation, biological process: calcium import into the mitochondrion; mitochondrial calcium ion homeostasis. Gene Ontology annotation, cellular component: mitochondrial inner membrane; uniplex complex. The coding region runs from base 74 to 1207 and encodes 377 amino acids. Gene Ontology annotation, molecular function: uniporter activity; calcium channel activity. The transcript has 9 exons. NCBI's taxonomy places the organism in Eukaryota, Metazoa, Chordata, Actinopteri, Centrarchiformes, Sinipercidae.